Molecule: messenger RNA, 2647 nt
Organism: Centrocercus urophasianus (Greater sage-grouse)
Lineage: Eukaryota; Metazoa; Chordata; Aves; Galliformes; Phasianidae
Gene: SLC67A1
Product: solute carrier family 22 member 18
Exons: 8
Coding region: 118-1221 (367 amino acids)
Biological process (GO): transmembrane transport
Molecular function (GO): transmembrane transporter activity
Source: RefSeq, a predicted model, not a curated record
CAUCUAUACACUGUUAAGCUUUGGACUGUAAACACAGCUUUUGCACCUUUCAUAUUCUCUGUGUUCCCAGCCUGAACGCACCUCCAUAUCCUAUUUCAGCCUGCCUUAAGUCACUCCAUGAGCACAAUGAGUGGAAAAAACAGUCCAGAGGGUGAAGAAGGAGCCGGGAGGAUGAAGAGUGAGAGCUGGGGGCAGAGCAACGCUGUGGGAGAGGUCAGGAGGGGCCAGGUGAUCCUUGCUGCCUACCUGAUCGUAACCCUGGAGCUGACCUUUCUGUUCAUGCAGUUUGGAGUCAUGCCUUACUUGGCAAAGAACCUGGGUUUGGAUUCGGUGGGGUUUGGGUACCUUCAGACAAUCUUUGGUGUCCUCCAGCUCGUGGGAGGUCCUGUUUUUGGAAGGUUUGCAGAUCAGUUUGGCAACAGAGCUGCCUUAACUCUCUCCUGUGCAUCUGCGAGUGCCUUCUUUCUGCUCCUGUCCAUCUCCACCAGCAUCCCCAUCCUCUUUCUCUCCAGGCUACCGUCAGUGUUCAUGCAUGGGCUGCCAGGUGCUCAGAAGGUCAUCACAGAUCUGACAGCUCCUUCUGAACGUGCUGCUGCCUUGGGGAGGCUGGGCCUUUGCUUUGGAGUAGGAAUCAUCAUCGGCUCUGCCCUGGGAGGGGUCAUUUCCACCAAAUUUGGGUCUGCUUGUAUGCUGGGCUGUAUUCCACCAUCUGUGAUGGUCCUGAGCACUUCCUUCACUCCUGAACUUCAUUUGAUUUCACUGAGAAGUUGCAAGCACGUUUUUGUUCCCAUGUAUUUGGGGCUGGUGGGAAGUCUCAUAAAUACCAUUAUAUCAAUAGUUUGGAUCCCCUCUCCAGCUAAGCCAAAGUCAGAACAACGUAAGACAGAAAACAGCAGUGUAUUCAGCGUCAGAGAAAUCCUACGCGUGAUGAAGUUUCCGGGAGUAAUGGAAAUCUUCUUAGUCAAGGUCCUUUCUGGACUUCCCAUAGCUCUGUUGUCUGUUUUGGAUGUGAGGAGAAAACGCUGCUGUUUGCAUGUUACCCUAACCUGGUUUGAGCUAGGAGGCGUUUCAAAGCAACAGGAUAACAGCGGGCGCUCCCCGCAAAGUGCUGCGACUGAGCCAAAAAUCUUCACAAGCAUCAGGCAUACCAGCACCUUCCCCAGACCAACGGGAAGCAGCAGGGUGAGGUGCUUUUCAUUUUGCCCAGCACCAGGUGAGUGAGGAAAGGAGCCCCAGAAACCUGCUGGACGUGGGACAGUUGGGCCAAUCAGUUUGGGUGCGCAUCCUUCCAUCCAAAGGCAGAUUUUGGGCAGGUCAGUUGAGGACACUGCAGAAAUGACCAUUUCCCCAUCAUCUCACCCACCCCUGAAGCCUUCAGUGUGAGUUUUAUCUUUUGUAGAAUUUCACUGAAAAAGUGCAUUUCCUGUCCUAAUGGUGCAUAUAUGGAAAACGGGUUGCAUUUUCUGCCCUCAAUGGGUGGAUGUGGUUGUACUUGGGGUGAAUGAAACACACUGUAGUCAGCAAUUGGAGAUGGCUCUCCCCACACUUCCAGGAAAUGCGGGUGAGAGCCUUCCUGUUCUGCGGGCUAGUGACUCACCUAGCCAGGCCACAGGCUGCUCUCAGUCCUCACUCCUUUCCUCCUGUGCUCUUCUGUCAUUACAGAGAGGACUGCAGCUCCCAGCUCACCAGUUCUGUGCACCUUGGUGGGCCCUACAAAGCAGGGCAGGAGCAGACCCCUGCAGGUCAUUGGCUCUUUCCUCCUCUCCCAGCAGCACUGGGAUGCCGACACACACAGUCCAAUUUCCUGCUGUCUGUCCACCUGAAAUGUGUUGACAGAGGCAGCAGGUGCAUACCGCGAGCCCAUUCUUUAGUGAUGCUUUGUCCCAACAACGGGAGUGGUGGGGAUGGGUAGAUGGCUGGACGAGGUGAUCUUAGUGGUCUUUUCCAAACCUUACGAUUCUAUGAAUGUUUUUGAUUUGUUGGCAAUUUGUGUAUAAUGGAGUACACAUACACAUCUCUAUGUUUGUGUAUAUUAGGUGCCGUGGGAAAUGCACACAAUUGCAUUUUUAGGUAAGACUGAGUGGGCAUUUUCCACAGCGCGCUCCAGAAACUGCCUUAAUAGACCAGCACACCUCGUGCCUGCUGUUCCUGUCCGUACUUCCCCAAUUGUUUCUGUUGACACCACUCUCAAGCCAUGGGAGUUUUCACGUGGGGCUGAAAUUGCUGCUGGGGUGUGCAGUGAAACCUUUUUGUUUAGUCUGAUGUCACCGGCUUGUUUCCCAGGCAGCAUUCCCAAUGGUGGAAAGCUAAAGUUAGGCAAAAGGGAGGAGGAAUCCAAUCAGAUUAUUCUAUGGUUACAGUCUUGUCUGAACAAAUGUUUUCUUGCUGCCUUAAUACUUAGUCUGCCGUGGGUGAUAAAAAUAUUUACUAGUUUAUUAUAAACAGCUGAACCUACAGCCUACAUAGUCACAUUAUUUCAAGAUGAAAGUAAAGGGGAUAAAAAAGUGAACAUUUAAAGACUAAAUUGCUCUACUGGCUUUGAGUAGGAUUCUGCUCCUAUUUAUAUCCAGUGCCUAUAAACCCAGGGAGAGCUCCUGACUCACGCUGGGAGCAGAGGUUGGGCCAGUGCAGUGCUGAGGGCAUACUG